UACCCGAAGAUCGAAUGCUGAAUGUCCUUGACCACUGAAGUGUUCCCCGACUGGGACGGAACAUUCCUGCCUGGCGAUUGUUGCACGGUGUCCAUUGAUUCAUUGCCAUUGUGUCUGCCUGGGCUCGCCAAUUUCCUGCAGCAUAUGAGGAAAUGAAAAUGCUUUCGAAAUCAACAGAAAAGGCACCUCUACUCCUGGGAACCGCAAAUGUGCUGAAUGUGCCUCAAUGUAAUGUCCUGACAGUGCCGUGCCUUACGUGUAAGAAGAAAUUUACUGCAACGAGUGCUCGUCACCACAAAACCCUGCAUCGCGCACUUGCUAUGCUGCAGUACCGUGCAGGCAGCCAACCUGUCAGCCUGCUUUCCCUCCGGAUCCGCCGGCGGAGCAUCAUUGCCAAGAGGAUGCGAGCCAAGAAAUUCAACUCCCUGGAACUGCAGAGGAUCAACUUUGCAUACGAGAUAGUGAAGUCAAGUCGAUUGUUAACAUGGCCGUUUCUAAUCAAAAGUCCCAUUGUGUGCCAUGAAGAAUUCCCACUGCCUCUAAGACUGCCCGACUAUCCCUGUGUAAAAUCACUUGGGAUGUGGCAGGAUAUGAAUGUCCUUUGGAAGGCUCAGAUGGAAGAUGUCUAUGUUUUCAUGGAUUGUUACGGCGGUCAGAGCGAUGUAUGGUUUCUUGGCCUCUUCAAUGGCUUUCAUGGUACGACUGCGGCACAGUUCACUUCCAGAGAUCUGCCAUUCCUAAUUAUAGAGGAGCUGAGAAAAGCUGGCCAUCCUUAUGUUCUGUCCCACGAAGAGCAUGAAUCUCUCUUGAGCUACAGUGCACUUUUCCCCGACAGCCCAACCGAGGAGUCAUACGUCAUUCUCCCCUCUUCAAAACCUGACGACAGCCAAAGCAACAAAACGUAUCAGUAUGGAUCGAUCCAUUUAGCUUUUGCUAAAGCCUUUUGGAAAAUGGACAAAAUUCUGGGACUGGGGCGUAAUGAAAAUUCAAAGGUCCGUUGGAGCGGUUGUACAGCUGUCACCUGCCUUCUAGAAACCCAUGCCCUGAGCACCAGCAGCAGUUCUGAAAGCCUCUCGGAAGACGAUGUGUAUGAAAUCGGAACACUGCACAUUGCUAAUGCAGGUGAUGUGCAUGCUGUCUUGUGCAAAAAUGGAAAAGGAUAUCGUUUAACUGAAAACCACAGCACCUCAAACCGUAAAGAACGUAAACGUAUUCAUAGAAAUGGUGGAACAAUCAGUAGAAACGAACGACAUGGGCUUGUAGAAGGAUUCAUUCAAUCAACACGAGGGCUUGGAUACCAUGGAGAUCCCAAGCUUAAAACAUCUAUUGUACCAAUACCAUAUACUGUUUCUGUGCCUAUUGAUUCCACAUGCCAGUUCCUUAUUCUAGCUUCAAGUGGAUUUUGGAAAGUGCUGAGUAGACAUGAAGUCAUUUCAAUCUCAUUGGAAAUGCUUUCUUUUUAUUUUAGAUCUUUGCAUGCAGAAUCUAGACAAAUUCGUUCUGUAAUUCAUUCAUUACAUGUUAAGGACAAAUACCUUGACAAACGUUUCUUGUUAGCACAUUUACUUGAGGAGUUUUCGCAGCAAGGGCGCAAAGAUGCUUUGAUGUCACUUGAGCGUUUAUUUGAGGAGCUAUUAAUAAGCAAGGAAAAUAAUCUGGACAGUAAAACCAUGAAAUAUCUACUCAGACAUUAUUCAUUUAUGAAGAAACAUGAUCAUCUUUGGCAAGUCAUGCACCAACUACUUGAAAAUGUUAUAGAAAAGGAGGAAUCCAUGGCAAUUCGUAAAAACUCACUUGAUAUCAAGUUGGAUCAUGACAGCAACGUAUUUCUGCCAACUUUACGUAGGGAACAGAGCAAGCACAAGACAGUGAUGGACAAUUUUCCUAAGGAACCGUUACUGGACAAGAAAGUUUUGAACAACAGGAAUCCCAAAGAACAAUACAGAAGACCAGGGACUGAUGUUGCUGAGGGGCAUUUACACACGGAGAGACAAAAAGUUCGCCAUAAACGAGAGACAAUAACCAAAGAAUCAAAGAUUCAAAAAUCAGUGACCAGGACUUCUGAGAGUUUUCAUUCUUCUUCAUCAGAUGCAUUUGAAGUAAGUUAUAUAAAUCAAGAAGUAAAAAGAGAAGAAUCAAAGCUGGAAACAGGUGAGCAACGACAAGAAAUUCAGUAUGAAACUUUAGCAAAUACCAUCAGCAAAUGUUUAGUUGAAACUGCUAAACAAGCAGGAGCUUGUGACAACAUAACAGUGCUCAUGUUGUUGUUACCUGGUUGUGCUAAUUCACAUUUGAUAAAACAGAAGAAAUGAUGUAAGCUCAUCCAUUCCAGAAAUAAUACUUUUAUUAAAAAUUCAACUUCAUCUCUAAACAUGAAGCUGGUCACAGCCACAUCUGAUAUAUUGUUAAUUUCAAAGAAAACAACUGGCUAAGUAUAUAGUUGUAUAGACAAAAAAAAAAUGUUUGUUCGUUCACAGUAUAAACUUUAUCUAAAAUACAGGAAAUGUAAGUUCAUGACUUGGUGGACACAUGAAUGAGCACCGUUCCUUGUCAGAAUGGAGGUCAUUGGGUCAUCAUCACAUCUAGAGAACUCACUCUAUAAGUGACUAGGGUGGAUUUUAUGAAUGUGAUUUAUAUGCAACUAUUCUCCGCUCACUGAAUUUUGGUGGAGAAAUCGGUGUUUAUCUGGAAAGGUUGCUGUAGUUUAAUUCAUAAAUUUGUUUUGUUGUUGUUGGUAGAGACACUUAUAGAUUCUGUAGAUUUUUGCUGUA
This is a messenger RNA of Rhincodon typus (whale shark), 2771 nucleotides long. RefSeq names its product protein phosphatase 2C-like domain-containing protein 1. The record is from RefSeq and is a predicted model, not a curated record. Gene Ontology annotation, molecular function: protein serine/threonine phosphatase activity. The transcript is spliced from 3 exons. Gene Ontology annotation, biological process: protein dephosphorylation. The coding region runs from base 153 to 2312 and encodes 719 amino acids. Lineage: Eukaryota; Metazoa; Chordata; Chondrichthyes; Orectolobiformes; Rhincodontidae.